GCUGCCGAGCCGUAAUACGACGAGUUCUCUAAACGGGGAGUUGCGCAAGGCAUCGGAGGUCGGGGGAGAAAAUGAGCCAUGACGUCCCUCCGUCUGGUGUAACCGAGUAGAGGCUGCUGUUGACCGUCGUACCUCAGGAUGCCAGCGUCGAAGGUCGUCGCCUGCCUGGCGGCUCUCCUGCUUCUCGGCCACUAUACCACGUGUUUGAUUAUCCCAGAAGAGCUUCCUACUAUUCUCUCACUUAUAUAUUCUAAUAUCCCACCAAUUAAAAAAGGCACUGAUUCAAGACUCGGUGUUGGCUUUCGACUCGGCGAGCACGCGGAUUUUCAAAUUAUCGUAGAGCUCGGGCCCCAAAAAUAUACCGACUCAAUUGGGAAUGACGUCGAGUCGAAGAAGAAACGAGCCACGAUGUUGUAUGCAGCAAUGAGAGGUGAUCUUGGGCCAUGGGCUCAAGCUGUGGCUAAAUAUCAAAUGGAAGAAAAAAUUAAAAAAAUACUAGAGUAUUAUAAAGAAAGUCCUGAAAAAUUGUCCAAAGGAAAUUUGAAUACGACAACUAAAAAAACUGAAGGGGGCGAUUGGCUAUCGAAAUGGAAACAACAGACAUCAGCUGUAAAUUCCGUAGAUCCUUCACUGAUAAAAGAAACGACCACUGAAGACAUUUUGCCUAAAGUUAAUCGUAUGAAAGUCGUAAAUAAAGAAAUAAGUAGCGACAGUCGAAAGAAAAGCGCCGAAGCCGAUCUUACUAUAUUGAAAAAACUUUUCGACAAGAAUGCAAAUUGAAGUGUUUGACGGGAUAAUUGCUGCUUAGCUUCGGUGAAACACGA
This is a messenger RNA of Ceratosolen solmsi marchali, 824 nucleotides long. RefSeq names its product snustorr snarlik (gene snsl). NCBI's taxonomy places the organism in Eukaryota, Metazoa, Arthropoda, Insecta, Hymenoptera, Agaonidae. The coding region runs from base 139 to 780 and encodes 213 amino acids. The record is from RefSeq and is a predicted model, not a curated record. The transcript has 5 exons.